Clarias gariepinus (North African catfish) is the source of this 2861-nucleotide messenger RNA. It is a transcript of the gene ttc27, whose product is annotated as tetratricopeptide repeat domain 27. Lineage: Eukaryota; Metazoa; Chordata; Actinopteri; Siluriformes; Clariidae. Bases 196 to 2736 code for a protein of 846 amino acids. The transcript is spliced from 20 exons. Gene Ontology annotation, molecular function: protein binding. The record is from RefSeq and is a predicted model, not a curated record.
CUGUCAUGGCUGCGCACUGACGGUACAUUGUAGCACAUGUGGAAGAAACAUCAAAAGACUUCGCUAGUGUAACCGCUAGACACACACACACAGAGAUCAAAGGCGUUAUUGGUUAAUUCGAUUAAUCGGCGUUAACUGAAGCCGGUGUUGAUCGGAUCGGCGCCGUGUCGGGUGUGUUAGAGAGACGGAAGCGGAAUGGAGCGGACCGAGCAGCUCGAGGCGGCGGUGCUGAGGGGAGUUCUGACCGAGACGGAGAGAUCCGAGUGGAAACAGAGCCUCUUUAACAGCACAGAUGCAGGUCCGCUGCUACAGCAUGUGUUUGAGGGGGACUUCGAGGCGGUGUUGCUCAGCGUACCCGUGUUGGAGAUGCUCUCAGGUGAUCCGGAGCAGGGUGAGAGCAUCGAGUCGUACCUGCAGAGGCGCAUCGUCACCUACCUGAGCACCAACCACGAAGAAACCAGGAGGAACAGGGAGUUGGCUAUGUUAGCAUUAGCAGUGUCAUGUCUGCAUCUGUUUGUCCAGUCUAAUUGGACCGGUCCUCCCUUUGUCCUCCACGUGUCUGAUCUCCUCCCCGCGGCUCUGCUGGACAAACACACAGAGGCUGGCGCUAUGACAUCUGUGCUGCUCUCCAGUCUGGUGUUAGACGGUGAGUGUGUGUACAGCCUGCUGUCCAACCCUGUGCUCCUGCUGAUGGCCCGAGUGCUGCUGGUCACCUGCGCUGAGGAGAUGGACAGCCUGCAGCUGCUGCCCUGGUGGACACUAAGGUAUGUGGCGUUGCAUCAGCAAGUUCUUGAGGAAAAAUCGCCUCAACUUCACAGUCUGGCGCAGAGCUGUAUGGAGAAAGUGUGUAAACAUGAGGAUGUUCUUCGCGGUGAAACACGCAGAUCCCUGGCCAUGCUGUUCCACCUGGAGUGCAGCUACACCUGUCUGAGUUACUACGAGUACCGCAAAGCUAAAGAGCAUCUACAGAGAGCUCGCGACCUCUCGGGACUCGACAUCAACAUGACCGGUGCGCUGGGGAAGCGAACUCGCUUCCAGCAGAAUUUCCUCGCUCAGCUCAUUCUCGAUGUAAAAAGGAAGGACGAGUCCCUCGUUCCUGACAGUGAGCUGUCCCCGACGCCCGCAGACCUCCUGCCCAAAGACCAUCAGCUGAAUGACGAUACUGUACUGAACCAGAUAAACUUGGCCGAGCCGUCUGAACACCAGCUUCCUGACCUCAGCGCCGAGGAGCAGGCGCUCAUCCUGGGAGUGUGCACGGACUUCCAGAAGAACAAUCCGGUCCACAAGUUGAACGAUGAGGAGCUCCUGGCCUUCACCACGUGUGUGCUGUCUCAGCCGAGGGUCUGGGCCGUGGAGGUGACUGCGCUUUGCUUGAGGACUAAAGUGGAAAGGACGAGUUCACGCAGAGUGGAGCGCGCCAUGAUGCAAACACAGACGCUGGUGGAUUUCUUUAAUGAGGAGAAGUGUCCGGUGUCUGAGAGACUGAAAAUCUUCUACAGCUGCCGAGCUCCUCCACACUGGGACCUGCAGAGGCAGUUAGCGACUUUGCUAACAGAUCUUGGCCUUACUAGCUCAGCUCUGCUCAUUUAUGAAAAACUGGAACUCUGGGAGGACGCCGUAAUCUGCCUGGAGCUAAUGGGCCAGCAUGGCAAGGCGGAGGAAAUACUGAGACGAGAGCUGGAGAAGAAGGAAACUCCAUCUCUUUAUUGCCUCCUGGGCGACGUCUUGAAGGAUCCGCAGUAUUACGAUCGAGCCUGGGAACUCUCCAAGCACCGCAGCGCUCGGGCGCAGAGAUCCAGAGCUCUCCAUCACCUCCGAAAUAAAGAGUUCCAGGAGUGUGUGGAGUGCUUCGAGCGCUCGCUGGGUAUCAAUCCCAUACAGUUGGGGGUCUGGUUCUCUUUAGGCUGUGCCUAUUUUGCACUGGAGGGUUAUGAAGGAGCUGCUAAAGCCUUCCAGAGAUGUGUGGGACUGGAACCAGAUAACUCAGAGGCCUGGAAUAAUCUUUCUACAGCCUACAUCAAACUCCGGAAAAAAGAGAAGGCUUUUCGCACACUGCAGGAGGCUCUGAAGUGUAACUUUGAGCGCUGGCAGAUCUGGGAGAACUUCAUCGCCGUCUGUAUUGACCUAGGCGAGUUUGGGGAGGCCAUUCGAGCAUAUCAUCGUCUCCUGGACCUGAGGGACAAGUACAAGGAUGGGGAGGUUUUGGAUAUUCUUGUUAGGGCGGUGACUGAUGACCUUCCUGAUCACCGUGGAGACCCAGCAUCCAAUCACAGGGCCAAGUUACAGGAGCUGUUCGGUCGAGUCACGGCCAGCUGCAGCACCGAUGCCCAAAUAUGGAAGCAGUACGCUCGUCUCUAUGGCAACGGCCAUAGCGACAACAAAGGGGACAACGAGAAGGCACUGCACUUCCUGUCUAAAGCCCACCGGUGUGAGACGCAGAAGUCAGGCUGGGAGAAAGACAUGGGCAGCUUUAAAGACGUGAUAAAGGGAGCUGUAGACAUGGCCACUGUGUCCCUCCACUGUAGCAGAGAGAAGUCAAAUCCUCAGGAAGCGCUGCAGCUACUCUCGUCUGCUCGGCUCAGUCUGAAGAGCUUAGCCACUAAGGCAAAACAACUCUACACCGACGUAGCGACCGGAGAAAUUCACGACGAGCUCCAAAGCGACGUAGCACAGCUGGAGCGGCUAAUCGCAGAGCUACAGGACCUGAGCGCAGAGCUGCGCAGCCAAUCAGAAUAACUUCCUGUACUACUAGCCACGCCCACUUUCCUGUUUCUCGACCUUAUACAGUGUUGUAUGUUAGAAUGUGCUAAUAAACUGAGCUAGUCGUGAAAAUUCUAAAUAAAAAAUGUUUUUUUUGUAGA